UAUAAUACCAGUUCCUUGUUCGUGUCACUACAUCCCUCUAGCUAGUUUCCAUGCCUAUUUUGGGAGAUCCCAAAAGAGUUCCUCGAUCAGAACACGAUACUUUCCCAUAGCUUAAAGGGUUUUUGAGCACCUUGUAAACACACAGUAGUUGAAUUCUUUUCAGAUUUCCUUCUAGUUCUGCAACGAGAAACAGUGAUGAGUACACUAAUUAUCUUUUCUGUGCUCCAUCUUCUCAUUUCUUUGGUUUGCGGUGCACCACUUGCACCAGCACUGUACGUAUUCGGCGAUUCGCUGUUCGAUAGCGGCAAUAACAAUCUCUUGCCCACCGUUUCCAAGGCUAAUUUCAAGCCUUAUGGUGUUGAUUUUGCCAGAGGAGAUACAGGAAGAUUCACUAACGGUAGAUUGGUCCCAGAUUUUAUAGCUGAAUUUCUCGGGCUGCCAUAUCCUCCGCCGUGUAUAAGCAUCCGAACAUCUACACCAGUAACUGGUUUGAAUUAUGCGUCGGCAUCUUGUGGCAUUCUUCCUGAAACUGGACAGUCUUUGGGGAAGUGCUUGAGUUUGGAUGACCAGAUCGAUUUAUUUCAGCGUACAGUUAAGUCAAGCUUACCAAACCACUUCGAAGGUCCAAACGAGCUGAUGAAGUACUUGUCCAAGUCUAUAUUUGUAGUUUGCAUUGGCAGUAAUGACUACAUGAGUAACUACUUAUCUGACACAAGCAAGCAUAAUACUCCUCAAGAAUUUGCUCAUCUCCUUUUGGAUAAACUUUCACUGCAUUUUCAGAGGCUAUAUAAUCUAGGAGCCAGGAAAGUUGUGAUGUAUGAGAUUGGUCCCCUUGGUUGCAUCCCAUCAAUGACGAGGAAAAUUACACAUAAUGGAAAAUGUGCUGAAGAGUUAAACGAGCUUGUAUCAUACUUCAACGAUAAUCUUCUUGGAAUGCUUCAGAACUUGACAUCCACUCUCCCCAACUCUAUUUUUGCUCGAGGUCUUGCUUAUUCGCUAGGCUACGAUGCAAUUAUGAAUCCUUCUAAAUAUGGCUUACUUGACACAAGCAACCCAUGUUGCAAAACCUGGGCCAAUGGGACCUCUGCUUGCAUUCCGAAGCUAAAACCGUGCCCUAAUCCUGACCAACACUACUUUUUUGAUGCUUAUCACCUCACUGAAUCUGUAUAUUCAGUCUUGGCAAGCCAUUGUAUCAAUGAUAGAUCGGUUUGCUCUCCUACUUUAAAGGAACUCGUGCAAAUGUAAGGCCUAGCUAUAAAUGAUGGAUCCAGAUCGAUCAGCAAUUGCUACUUUUUUAUAUAUAUAUAAAAAAACCACACUGGUUUGUUGCUAUAA
This is a messenger RNA of Populus nigra (black poplar), 1335 nucleotides long. RefSeq names its product GDSL esterase/lipase 7-like. Bases 196 to 1245 code for a protein of 349 amino acids. NCBI's taxonomy places the organism in Eukaryota, Viridiplantae, Streptophyta, Magnoliopsida, Malpighiales, Salicaceae. The transcript is spliced from 5 exons. The record is from RefSeq and is a predicted model, not a curated record. Gene Ontology annotation, molecular function: hydrolase activity, acting on ester bonds.